Penicillium argentinense is the source of this 1044-nucleotide messenger RNA. It is a transcript of the gene ksrA, whose product is annotated as 3-dehydrosphinganine reductase. Gene Ontology annotation, molecular function: 3-dehydrosphinganine reductase activity. Gene Ontology annotation, cellular component: endoplasmic reticulum membrane. The record is from RefSeq and is a predicted model, not a curated record. NCBI's taxonomy places the organism in Eukaryota, Fungi, Ascomycota, Eurotiomycetes, Eurotiales, Aspergillaceae. The coding region runs from base 1 to 1044 and encodes 347 amino acids. The transcript is spliced from 3 exons. Gene Ontology annotation, biological process: sphingolipid biosynthetic process.
AUGUUCGGAUUCGGACGAAAGAACGAGUUCCCCGUUGAGGGUCGCGUUGUGGUCAUCACCGGUGGCUCCGAUGGCAUGGGUCGAGCCGUUGCUGCGAACUUGGCUGGACGAGGUGCACAUGUCGUUGUUGUCGCACGUAGGGUCUCUAAGCUGCAGAGCACUGUCGAAGAGAUGCGGCACAAAGCCCUGAACAGUAUGAAGCAGCGCUUCUUCUACAUCAGUGCCGACCUCACGGAUCCCGCUGAGUGUGACCGAGUGAUUGCUGAAGUUACGGGUUGGAACUACGGUUCUGCUCCCGACAUUGUUUGGUGCUGCGCCGGCUUCUGCCACCCCGGCUUUUUCACCGAUGUUCCGAUUUCAGUUCAACGACAGCAGAUGGAUACCGUCUACUGGACUGCCGCCAAUACGGCCCAUUCAACUCUCCGAAACUGGCUGGCUCCUGUGCCGCCCAGCGGUCAGAUGAAGAACCCUCGCCGCCACCUCAUCUUCACUUGCUCCACGCUUGCGUUUACUCCCAUUGCCGGUUAUGGACCUUACUCGCCUGCGAAGGCUGCCAUUCGUUCCCUGUCUGACACUCUCAGCCAGGAGAUCGAGAUGUACAACGGAGCUUACACUCAGCGUCACCGCAACAGCGCUCCGGCUGCUGAUGUCAAGAUCCACACCAUUUUCCCCAUGGGCAUUCUUAGUGCUGGCUUCGACAACGAGCAAAAGAUCAAGCCCGAGCUCACCAAGAUGCUCGAGGAGGCCGACAAGCCUCAGACCCCCGAGGAAGUUGCGCAGAUCUCCAUCAGCGCUCUAGAACGCGGCGAAUAUCUGAUCACCACUAUGUUUGUCGGCAAUGUUAUGAAGGGAACCGCACUCGGACCCAGUCCUCGCAACGCGCCCGUUGGCGACACCGUGCUCAGCUGGCUGAGCAACCUGGUGUUCCUUCAGGUUAUCCCUGACCUCCGCAACAAGGCCUUCAACUGGGGCAAGACCAACGGCCUUCCCCACCCUGAGUGCCCCGGUCGAGACGAGAUGGAGUGCCAGACACCCCAGUCCUAA